AUGCACUUCCUAAAGCGGUACUCCAGUCUUCCUGUGUUCUCUCUUCAGAGUUCCUCGGAUCGAGAGUCAAUCCUGAAUAUCCUUGGCAUUCUCACCGACUUGCUUUCUGCUGGUACAGACCGCAGGAUUCUGUACAUGAUCAGCAAGGGAGGCAGCGAAGCCCUCCUGAGGACGUUGGUGGAUUCGGCCCUGUCAGCUUCUCCUGAUUACAGCAUCCUCUUGCCUCUGCUACGGCUGUUGGUCAAAGUAGGACAAAGAGAUAAGAAGUUUGGACAGAAAGCUCUGGAGCUAGAGGCGAUCGAUGUGACACUGAUUCUGGCCAGGAAAAACCUGUCUCAAAGCCAGAAUCUUAUUCACUGUCUCUGGGCUUUGCAAGUUUAUGCUUCCAAUGCCAAUACUGGAGCCAUGCUGGGGAUUAAUGGAGCAAUGGAACUGCUAUUCAAAGUCAUUACUCCUUAUGCCAAGAAGCGCACCCGAAUUAUAAGGGCUGCCACUCAAGUUCUUGCAGUGCUGCUGAAAUCAAAGUCCAACAGCAGACGGGCCGUCAACAGAGGCUAUGUCGGGGGGCUACUCAGAUUAUGCCAGGACUGGCACAGCAACGACUCCUCCAACAACUACACGCAAAUCCGCCAGGGUCUCAUGCUGUGCCUCAAGCACAUCACCAACAUCCGGUCUGGCCAAGAGGCCUUCCUGGGGGCCCGGGGCAUGGAGAUCCUCUUUUCCAUCCUGCAGGACUGCCUGGGUAGCAAGAGUUUGGACCCCAUUGUGACAGUUGUGCUGCAGAUCCUGCGGAAAUGUUACCCCAAAUGCCUGUUACCCUUAGCUUCCACCAGGAGUGCAUAUUCCUUUCCUGAUCCUGGAAACAUCUUCUCCGGACCACCCUGGGCUGAAAAUGAAGAGGAUUUUGAAGAUGAUGAUGAGGAAGUGGACAAGGACUCGGAUUCUGAAAAUCCAGAGAUGGAGGAGGACGAUGACCUGGAGAAAGAUGUCAACAAGCUGAAGUCCAGGCCAGGCCUCGACCGACCUGAAGAAGAGCUGGAACAGUAUGAGGCGAUGUGCCUGGAACUCACCCUCAACUUUCAGGAGUUGGAGGCCGUGGAGGGAACUGAGGCUGACUCCAGAAGGGAGAUGGAAUGCAGAACCAGCUCUUGCCCCGGAAACAUUCCAAGUUGUCCCUCCCCAUCCUGCCGGUCCAGGCCACAGGAACCGGGGGAUCCAGGGUCCCAGAUGAAGAAAGGGGACUCUCCUGGGGACCCAGCCUCUGACCCCAUUAAGGUGGGAAGUCCCAUCCAGAGUGGGAACCCUGGUUCCGGUGAAGAUGCCACCAGAUGUCAAGAAACCCUUUCCCCGACGUCCCUCCAGAAGAUGGCCCGGAACGCAGAAAUGUUUUCCUGCCAAAGCGUGAACUCCUCAAUUCCGUGGCCCAGGGGGCCUGGGGAAACCCCAAAAGUCUUGGACCAGCUCCUGGAGAGCCAUCCCCAGGACAUCCCCUUCCACAAUCCCCAUCUUUACGUCACCCACUCGGGAAGAACCAAGUCUGUGCCCAAAUUCAGGGUGUUGGCCCUGCCUGACUUCUGGGGUCACCGCUCACCUCCUUCCGGACAGUCCCUGUUGGAGCGUAAACGUGGAAUCCAGAGGGCCAAAAUAUCGGAGGACAUCCAACGGCUCAUCCAGACGGAUGACGUGAUUGGCCGGGUCGUCUUCAGUCUCGACGAACCUUGCCCCGUGCAAAGCAGCAGUGAGACAGACUGCUUGCGGUUCUUCUCCAGGUUUGAAUCCGGGAACCUUCGGAAGGCCAUCCAAGUGCGUGAGUUUGAGUAUGACCUGUUAAUGAAUGCCGACGUCAACACCGCUCAACACCAACAGUGGUUCUACUUUGAGGUCAGCGGCAUGAAAGCAGCCAUUCCCUACCGCUUCAACAUCAUCAACUGCGAAAAGGUCAACAGCCAGUUCAACUACGGGAUGCAGCCCACCAUGUACUCGGUCAAAGAGGCUCUCCUAGGCAGGCCGGGCUGGGUCCGAGCUGGCUGUGAUCUCUGUUAUUACAAAAAUCACUAUCGCCAGAGUAAAGCCGCAGUUGGAGAAGCAGGAAGGAAAGGCUAUUAUACCCUCACUUUUGCCAUCACUUUUCCUCACCAUGCAGACGUCUGCUACUUGGCUUAUCAUUAUCCCUACACCUACACUGCUCUGAUGGCUCACCUUGACCUUCUGCAACGGAGUCUCAACCCAAAGAAGGUUUACUUUCGCCACGAGGCCCUCUGCCAAUCUCUGGGAGGAAAUCCGUGCCCUCUAGUGACGGUCACAGCCACCCCCAAGUCUAGUAGCAGCGAAGACGUGGAGCAAUUCCGACGGCGUCCAUACCAGGUGCUCAUGGCCCGGGUCCAUCCAGGAGAAAGCAAUGCCAGCUGGGUAAUGAAAGGCACCUUGGAGUUCCUCGUAAGCAGUGACCCCAUUGCUGAGCUCUUGAGGGAAACCUUCAUUUUCAAAAUUGUCCCCAUGCUCAACCCAGACGGUGUCAUCAAUGGCAAUCACAGAUGUUCCCUGCGUGGAGAGGAUCUGAACAGACAAUGGCUGUCGCCCAAUGUCCAACACCAACCAAUCAUCUACCAUGCCAAGGGAUUUCUCUACUAUCUCAACAGCAUCGGAAGGGCUCCACUGGUGUUCUGUGACUUCCACGGCCACUCCCAGAAGAAGAACGUGUUUCUCUAUGGCUGCAGUGUCAAGGAGACGCUCUGGCAGGCUGGGGGAACAGUGGAUCCAACCCUGAUCACUGAGGACGUUGGCUAUAGGACCCUUCCCAAAAUCCUGGAUAAGGUGGCCCCAGCUUUUGUGAUGAGCAGCUGCAGUUUUCUGGUGGAGAAAUCCCGGGCAGCCACGGCCCGCGUGGUGGUGUGGCGGGAACUGGGAAUUCUGAGGAGCUACACCAUGGAGAGCAGCUAUUGCGGAUGCAACCAAGGCCGAUACCAGGGCCUGCAGUUUGGAACUCGGGAGCUAGAGGAGAUGGGAGCCACCUUCUGCCUCAGUCUUCUCCUCCUGCAGCUCAAGUCCCUUCCUCGGAGUCACACACUCUUGGCACAGAUAGCCUCCCUUCUGGGUGAAGAGGAAGAGACUGUGGACCACUGGCUCCAGAGAAGCAGCCGCAGCAGCAGCAGCGGGAUCCCAGAACUGGAUGACGAGCCCUCAUGUAUGGAAGAGAUUGAUUACGGAGCAGACGGUUGCUCCGACCGGGAAGGGGACAUAAUGGAACUAGACCGACAGAUCCAGGAGAGUGUCCUGGGGGUGAGAGAAGAAGAAGAGGAAGAGGAGAAGAGGGAAGGGGUGGCAGAGCAAUCGCCUUGCAGCACUGAACUUCCAGGGGAGAUCUGCUUCUCCAGUCACAGAGCAAGUUAUCCUGGUCCUGAGACCAUAGCGCCUUUGGGAGUGUUUGACAGAGUAAAAAACAGCAUUGGCCACAGCACCUCCCUUUAG
Messenger RNA from Tachyglossus aculeatus (Australian echidna), 3468 nucleotides. RefSeq names its product ATP/GTP binding protein like 1 (gene AGBL1). The transcript has 23 exons. Gene Ontology annotation, biological process: proteolysis; protein side chain deglutamylation; C-terminal protein deglutamylation. Gene Ontology annotation, molecular function: zinc ion binding; metallocarboxypeptidase activity. Lineage: Eukaryota; Metazoa; Chordata; Mammalia; Monotremata; Tachyglossidae. Bases 1 to 3468 code for a protein of 1155 amino acids. The record is from RefSeq and is a predicted model, not a curated record.